AUGUCAGCGUCCUCCCAGCCCAACUGCCGGUCGGAGGUCCCAGUAGAGCUCAAGGGGGUCUCCCCAUCUCCCUUCUGUGGAUCCAUCAAUUACAUUGGUCACGAAGAAGUCGACCCUCCCAUGACCCCUCUCUGGUCGAGCCGCCCCAGCCGCGUCCCUGAGGAAGCCCCCGAGAUGCUCUCCCGGUCCUCGGCCGAAGUGCCAUCUACGGUCGCCAGCAGCCAGGUAGUGGGCAAGAGCAUAGGCCCUCUCCCUUCCUGGGACGAGGUCCGACGUGAUGAUAUCGAAGAGGCCGUAGGGGCGAUGAUGGUCCCUCGAGACGCCCGUGCCUGGUCGGCCCCGCUCGAGCCCCAAGAUACGCAUCAAUGGCUGGCAGCCCGGAUAUCCUCAGACCGGAUGAAUGCUCACGAGGACUGCAGACAAUAUCACAAGAAUUGGAAUCGGCACCAUCUCCUGCCCCCUUCCGCACGCCACAAGCACGCCUUAGCCAAGUGGCUCAAGCUGUGGGUAAAGCGAGCGGAUACUGCUCGGGAUCGUCGUCGCAUGGAGGCAGCCACCACUGCGGUAGCUACAGCGGCAGCAUCGAAGCGCCUACGGAAGGCUGGGAAAGCCGCCGCGACGAGUUCAAAAGUCCAAGGAGCGCCCGAGGCCGAUGAGGACGGCUGGAUACAGAAGAAAGGCAGCAAGGGACGGACCAAUGGCAGUCGGGGUCUCAGGCGUCAAAUGUGUUAUGGAUGCGACGGCUCGGUUUUGGUCUUCGAGCCUCCGAGUAAGAGUCGAGGCAAGCGGGGCCGGCGACAGUCAGAUACCUCUGAUGCCGAGGGGGUCGUCAGCGGCCCGACUUACACCCCUUUUGGAUGCAGUGUUGUUAUCACUGGCGGCACCGGCUGUGGCAAGACUAGCUUAGUCUACGCUGCAGCUCGAGAGGCUGGCGUAGCAGUGGUAGAGCUAUCCGUCGACUCCUGUCCACCGGGUCACACCGUUCAAGUCGGCCUUAUGAUUGAGGAAGCCAUCAAGAGCAGCUCCGUCGAUCUCCGAGGGAGUCAGCCUAGUGUCGCUUCGAGCUCCGACGGCAAGUGUUCGCCUAGUCCUGAGGGAGAUGCUCCGUUGAACACCGGCCUCCUACAGCUACUCUUAGUUGAUGACGUUGACGCUAUUGUCGCCAAUGAUCGCAGUUACGGCUCUCUGUUCGGUCAGCUUAUAGCGGCUUCCCGCCGCCCAGUGGUCUUCACGGCUCGAUCGGUAGAGGACCUUCCGAGGCAACUCCGGCCUCAGCCGAUACGUCGACGGGAGAUUAUAGAGUUCUGGGACGACCUGGACUCUUCCCCACUACUCGUACAGUCGAGUCCGCAGCAGCUGCCUAUCCCUCGGCCGUCUCCUAGGAUGGUCAUGGCCGUAGCUCUACAGCUUGCCGAGGCCCUCUAUGGCGCGGACGUUGAGAGCUCCGACUUGCCGCCACCGUCGUCUUGUACUGAUUUCCGUCGAGCCACUCUAGAAGUAGAAGCAUCCAGACGAGUCGAGGCGGCCGCCGUCCCCACUGAGGGCGGCGAGCCUAGUACAUUACUGUUUAGUUCACAACAGGAUCAGCUCACGUUAGAGGAGCUUAGCUCGGUCUCCCGCUUGCAGAGUGCAGUGGCGGCAGCGGCCUGGACGGAACCUCAGCAGCCAAAAGAGUCCGAGGUCGUUGAAGCGCUACGGUGUCUGGAGGGGAAUCUUAGAGUGUCGAAUAAGGAAUGUCAAACCACUGUUAUUCCUCUGGCUAUGCAUACGCUGGCCGAGCGAGAUCUUGCUGGGACCGCUACCACGCGUCGAACUACUCGGGAGAACGCCACUGAGCUUUUCAAAAUGUGGACGGAGAGGCAGCGUGUCCGGAUGGGACCGGCGGCGACUUUGAAGAGAUGCCUAGCACAGGAAGCUGUCGGAGUCUUAUUAGAACUCUACGAUCGAUACCCGGGCGUGACUACGAUAGAAUGCAGCCGUGCUGAGCCGAGCGAGGGCUCCCUUCCCGACACAGAUAUGGAGACCACCAACUCUCAGGCUGGGGUCGAUUAUCCUCCUCCUGGCGACUAG
Molecule: messenger RNA, 2070 nt
Organism: Perkinsus marinus ATCC 50983
Lineage: Eukaryota; Perkinsozoa; Perkinsida; Perkinsidae
Exons: 12
Coding region: 1-2070 (689 amino acids)
Biological process (GO): mitotic DNA replication checkpoint signaling; DNA repair; DNA damage checkpoint signaling
Molecular function (GO): chromatin binding; ATP hydrolysis activity; ATP binding
Source: RefSeq, a predicted model, not a curated record